This is a messenger RNA of Paraphaeosphaeria sporulosa, 1347 nucleotides long. RefSeq names its product Pkinase-domain-containing protein. Gene Ontology annotation, molecular function: cyclin-dependent protein serine/threonine kinase activity; ATP binding. The record is from RefSeq and is a predicted model, not a curated record. The coding region runs from base 1 to 1347 and encodes 448 amino acids. Gene Ontology annotation, cellular component: nucleus; cytoplasm. Gene Ontology annotation, biological process: protein phosphorylation. NCBI's taxonomy places the organism in Eukaryota, Fungi, Ascomycota, Dothideomycetes, Pleosporales, Didymosphaeriaceae. The transcript is spliced from 3 exons.
AUGCAGCUACCCGCAGCAAGUCCAUGCCAGAGUCGGCCCCGGCAAGUCUCCACGGGUGGGCGUUGUGCUUGGACGCUGCAGCGAUCCCUCCCCUCCACCACCACGGCACAACCAACGUCCUCCCCCGACGCCACCGCCCUUGCGCCCGCCCACGCCCACGCAACGCCACCCCAGCUGCGCAUCGCCAACGAGCUCACCACUGCGAGCGCCAUCCUCUUCGACCCGCAGCACACCAGCCGCCCGCCGCCCAGCAAGCUCCGCCCGACCCACGCCGGCACGCUCUCUGUUGCCAACCGCACCGACUCGUCCAUCAGCGUCCGCAACCUCGGCGGCGGCCAGACAGCGCCUUUCGCCGCGACCAUGGACAACCGCAGGCACCCCAGCUCCUUCCAGCAGCUGGAGAAGCUGGGCGAGGGCACCUAUGCAACGGUGUUCAAGGGCCGCAACCGCCAGACGGGCGAGCUCGUGGCGCUAAAGGAGAUCCACCUCGACUCAGAAGAAGGCACCCCAUCGACGGCUAUCCGUGAGAUAUCCCUUAUGAAGGAAUUGAAGCACGAGAACAUCGUCCUGCUGCACGACGUCAUUCACACCGAGAACAAGCUGAUGCUGGUCUUCGAGUACAUGGACAAGGACCUCAAGAAGUACAUGGAUGCGCGCGGCGACCGGGGCGCUCUCGACCCCCCCACCAUCAAGUCCUUCAUGUACCACUUGCUCCGAGGCAUCGCCUUCUGCCACGAGAAUAGGGUCUUGCACCGCGACCUCAAGCCGCAGAACCUGCUCAUCAACACCCGAGGCGUGCUCAAGCUGGCCGAUUUUGGUCUUGCCCGAGCCUUUGGCAUUCCCGUGAACACUUUCUCCAACGAGGUCGUCACACUAUGGUAUCGCGCGCCCGAUGUCCUACUUGGCAGCCGAACCUACAGCACCAGUAUCGACAUCUGGUCCGCGGGCUGCAUCAUGGCCGAGAUGUAUACCGGCAGACCCCUUUUCCCAGGAACCACCAACGAGGACCAGCUCCAGAAGAUCUUCCGCCUUAUGGGCACGCCUUCGGAACGCUCAUGGCCCGGCAUCUCGCAAUUUCCCGAAUACAAGGCUAACUUCCCUGUAUACGCGACCCAAGAUCUGCGCCUGAUCCUGCCCCAGAUCGACCAAGUCGGCUUGAGCCUCCUCAACAGCAUGCUCCAACUGCGGCCCGAGAUGCGGAUAUCGGCUUCUGCCGCCCUCAACCACCCCUGGUUCAACGACCUGCCGCAACGGCAGCAGCAGCAUGCUCAGGCCAUGGCCGCCGCGCAGGCACAGGCUCAACAGGCUCAGAUGGGAGGCUACCAAGUUCCGCAAGGUGCCUACUGA